AUGUUCGGUUACGCGGUCGAAGAUCAACUCGAUACUCUACUAGGGGAAGCCGACAAUAGAGCCUUGGGACUAGCAGACGUGACUAUCGCUGUGUUAGUCUGGGCCGACUUCGAGCACUUCCGGGAAAGAUACCGCGAGCUGGAGCAGGACCUUCACGACGAAGGCGCCUUUGAUACAUUUUGUGGGAGCGUGGAGAUUCACCAGACAGCAGCUGUGCAACGCAACCAGCAUAUCAGAUUAAGAUCAGAACAAGCUAGGCGUGCUUGGAGACGCUUCCAAAGUGCCUAUGAGUUGUGGAAGACCGUGACGACAAAGGAUUCCAUAAAGCGGGACUCGGGGCAGCGGACCGUCUCAAGCAGACUGCCAAAAAGCGCUCAAAUGGAUAUGGGAACAGAGAUUACGAUGCCAGCCGGAGGAUGCGUUUGGUGCAUGACCAUAGGCGUUUGUGCAGAAUCAUCAGCUGAGAGGCAGCGGCUCGGACGUUGGCCAAAGAAUGUGUACUUCGGACCCACUGGAGCGAUGAACCUCCCAGCAAGUGUCACGUGCGUGCGUCUCAAGUUCUCACAGUCCAUGAAGUAUCUGCACGUGGAGGUCCGCAAGCCCAGUUAUUCUUCCCAUGCGCUACUCGACUUCCCAGGUUUGCUGUCCGGCAACGCUGCCUCGAUAGCACCAUCAGCACAGUAUCCCACGUCUCCGGCACGACUUCUCAACUGGGUCGCACUUAUGUGUGGGCUAGGCCGUAGCGCGAACAGGCCAGGCAAGAAGCUGCAUAAAGGUGCGCCCGUGGAACGUCGAAGUGUCACGGCCAGGCAGCCCGAUAUCCCAUCGGCAAGCCCACCACAAGCAUCUCAAGAUGCGCAAGCCUUGUCACGCCGUGGCAGCACAGCCUCCACGCUAUUCAGGCUGCCGCCAAUGCUCAAAGACUUCGCUUACGAGAUAGAACUCCGACUGCUAACGCCGCUAGAGAAAGCAAUCCAUCGUGAGCUCAGCAGAGUAGCGGGCUCUGGCAGCCUUCGCGUAAUCACGCAGCCAGGUUCCGAGGUCCUUGAACUAUCCGAUCAAAACUCAGCGGAUGCCUGCACAGCUGUACAAGGUUUGACCAAGAAUCUGCGGGAGCGGGACAGGGAGAUGGCAUGUCGUGAUCUUGAUAAGCUAGUGACACACGCUCAGCAACUGGUGUUGCGGCGGCUUCUGUUCCACAAGCUAGAAGUUCGAUGCGGGAGCCAGCAAGCCGGAGUUAGAACUGUCGAGGCUGACUCGAUUGGUCCUGGAACUGUACGAAGGCCGGACCCAGGCCCAUACCCUAGACUCUAUAAUCCGAGGCGAGCCUCCUUAGCGGGCGCUGAUGCUGAGGCCGCCGGACCCCAACGCUGGUUGUCUCCCUACGAACUGCGCUGUACCAGCCCUGUGAACCGCGGCAUUCGCGUUCAGCGAAGUUUCGCACUCUAUGAAGAGCCUUACCUGCGUGGAGGUGGAGACGAGGUUGACGAAUCGUCUCAAGCAAAGGUGCGAAUUUGGGACGUUGUCCGCAAGCCACGCCGGUUAAAUGACCAAGAGCGACCUCCCGCACUGCUCUGGUGGUUUGCAGGAGGAAGGCUCAAACGCAAAAGGCCCGGACUCGCCGUACCGACUGCUGCCGAGCUUCGAGACCGACGCGAGGUAGCAAAACUGAACCGAGAAAGGGUCGGCUUCUGGGGCAACGUUGCAGGCGCAAGGGAAGUCUCUAUGACGAGGAAGGAGCUCGCUGCGAUGCGUGGUUCCGAAGUUGCCGAAUCCUAUCAGACACAUCAGACAACUUGGCCACCACGAAGUGGUUUGCACUCUGAUCCACCUCAACACAAGCGAGGUGGUGCAAAGCACCCUCAACCGGAAGACCUGGUCUCUUCAGAGUCUCAUGAUGAGGAGCCAGCGUCGCCAUUAACGCACGGACUGCCUUCCGACGAAAUAACUGCGCAGCCUCACAAACGCAUGCCUGGAGUGCAAUCGGAAGAAGAAACAAGCGGGUAGUGGACAAUGUGCGGAGCUCUCGAUGGGUCGACGAGCGAGUCAGAUGUCUGCGCUGCGCCAAGACCAAGCAGUGAAGGACAUGCGCAGUGCUCUCGAAUUGGGGUUCAGCUGGGCUGUCACCAUUGC
Messenger RNA from Baudoinia panamericana UAMH 10762, 2133 nucleotides. RefSeq lists its product as uncharacterized. Bases 1 to 2007 code for a protein of 668 amino acids. The transcript is spliced from 5 exons. Lineage: Eukaryota; Fungi; Ascomycota; Dothideomycetes; Mycosphaerellales; Teratosphaeriaceae. The record is from RefSeq and is a predicted model, not a curated record.